AUGUGGUCCCAGGUGCACGUGAGGCUGCUGCAGCAGUUCAUCCUGGCGUCCUUCGACCUGGCGCGCGAGCUGCAGGUGGUGCCCAAGAAGAUACAGUACGUCGCUACGCAGGAGCGCCAGCUCUACGAGGCCAUCAAUGAGAAGUUCUCCGAGGGCGAGAAGAAGCACGAGCUGUUGCAGAUGAUGCAGGAGGUGCUGAAGGAGAUGCGAGAGGAGGUGGCAGCUAUGGACUGGAGCGUGGACGAUCUGCCGUGCCACCAGGACAAGCGGCUCGUGGUGUCCAACUCCGUCUUCUACUCGUCGAGGAGCAGCCCCAGCGAGUCAGUGCGGCUCGGGCUCUCCGGAGGGGCGGAGCACCCCGCCGGGGCGGAGCCCCCUUGCGACGCGGAGGAGGCGGCCGCCUACGACAGCUUCAGCUUCGAGGACUACGAGAUCAUCAACUCGAACGACGAGAGCCUCAGUAUCAGCUCUUGCCUCCAGUCGAGAGGGGACGACGCCGCUUCCCUGAUAUCGCAAAUCGACACGAUCCACGUCGAGAACGAGUCGGAGGUGUUCUCGCUGUCCGGCAGCGGCCGCGGCUGGCCUGCCACCGCCACUGCCACCACCACCACCACCACCACCAACUACAACACCUACAACACCACCAGCACGAACAGCACCAAUACCACGUGCACCAACAACGCCAAGAUGUCCAUAAAGCAGGCGUCUCUCGACGUGCAGCAGACCGUUCUGGCAAAACUGAGUCGCAAGAUCAGCCUAAAGCUUGUCAACUUCGUCGACUGUCUGAAGGACACGUACUUUGGGACGUUGCAAAGGUGCCUGUGGGCGCUGGAGGCGUCGUGCCGCCGCGAGCUGGGCGGGCGGCCGGCCAGCGAGGCCACUUGGCGCCUGGCCGCCGUGGCCCGCCAGGUGGACCUGCAGCCCUGCGCCUCCUACUCGCUGCUGCGCAGCCUGCUCGACUCGCUGCGCCGGCUGCUCUGCAGGCUCGGCGGGGCGGGCGGCGUGGAGGAGGCGUGCUGCGUGCUCAGCCCCGUGUGGCGCCGCCAGGUGGCGCUGCACACGGUGAACUCGCUCAGCACGCACCGCCUCGCCAGGAUCAUCUCCGGACAGAUACUCGAGAGGCUGAGCGUUGCACACGAGAAGUACCAAUCCGCUUUGGCCUCCUUAGAAGCGGCUCUCGCCAACCGUCUUCAUCACACAGAAGACGUUAAACUGGCCAUCAGGAAGAAAUACGCGCCCGCUUUCGCCCGCCUCUGCCUCGAGAGUACCUCGAUGUGCGACCUUCUCAUGUACGGAAUGCCGGAAUGCCGGAGCUGGGUCGCGAGAUCGAGACGCGGAGGCGUGAAAGCUAACGGAGUAGAUAUCAGGGGUAGGAGGUCAAGGAUGACGGGGUCAAGGCUUAGGGUGAGGUCAGGGGGGCGCGGCCAGUACGGCGUGGUGUAUGCGGUGCGGGGCCGCUGGGCGGGGCACGGCCCGGCCGCCGUCAAGUCGGUGCUGCCGGCGGACGAGCGCCACUACCAGGACCUCGCCAUGGAGUUCUUCUACACCAGGUGGGGCUCUGGGGUGAAGGGGACGAGCAAUCGGCUGGCCUGGUGGUACGCGACCGCCCUGGUCACUUAUGUGGGAAGGUGGCAGAAGCUGCCGUUCGUGGACCUGUUAUCUCGCCCGCCGGACGAAACGCAG
Iphiclides podalirius (scarce swallowtail) is the source of this 1683-nucleotide messenger RNA. Lineage: Eukaryota; Metazoa; Arthropoda; Insecta; Lepidoptera; Papilionidae. The record is from the annotation of a GenBank genome assembly.